ACAAGAAGAGACACAACUACGAAGGCUUCCUUCCUUCUUGACUGAAACUCACUCUAAUGGUUUUUUGUGCUGAAUCUGCUUCUGGGUUUUAGAGAAAGAUGCAGAAGCACAGUUAUAGGACCUUGGUUCUGUUGCGAACGGUGUUAACGUUUUCAGUAUGCGUCAUAGCUCUAAUGGCUCUGUUCUCUGUACACGUUGUUCCUUUCUCCAAUGACCCGACACUUUCCGAGUCUUACAAGCUCCCAACGCAACAUGAAAUUGGACACCAGAGGUUGCUCAAUGAGCUAAGCUGGUUGCAAGAGUUAUCUCCGCCCCAAUUGUCUAAAGCGCCUCCGCCUUUGCAUAAGUUGAAUGGUGCAAGGGGAAUUUUGGAUUAUGAGAAGUUGUGGAAGCAACCACGUAAUCGUGAUUUUGUUCCAUGUGUUGAGCCUAGUUCAUCCUAUUCAUCUCCUCCAGAGUCUCGGGGUUACCUGCUUGUUCACACUAAUGGUGGUCUCAAUCAGAUGCGGGCUGGGAUUUGUGACAUGGUAGCUGUGGCCCGCAUCAUAAAUGCUACUCUAGUCAUUCCAGAACUUGAUAAGCGUUCAUUUUGGCAAGAUUCUAGCAACUUCUCUGAUGUCUUUGAUGAAGAUCAUUUUAUAAGUGCUUUGGCCAAUGACAUUAAAGUUAUUAAGAAACUUCCAAAGGAACUGGCAAAUGCUACCCGGGCAGUCAAGCAUUUCAGGAGUUGGUCUGGUUUAGAUUACUACCAAGAUGAGAUAGCUAGCAUGUGGGAAGAAUAUCAGGUCAUUCGAGCUGCUAAAUCUGAUUCUCGCCUAGCAAAUAAUAACUUGCUUCCAGAUAUUCAGAAGCUGCGUUGCCGUGCCUGUUAUGAGGCUCUUCGCUUUGCCCCUCGUAUAGAGGCAAUGGGAAAAUUGUUGGUGGAACGCAUGAGAUCGUAUGGUCCUUACAUUGCAUUGCAUUUACGUUAUGAGAAGGACAUGCUAGCUUUCAGUGGAUGCACACAUGGUCUCUCCCCAGCUGAAGCAGAUGAACUAACUACAAUCAGAGAGAACACUGCCUAUUGGAAGAUAAAGGAGAUUGAUUCUGAGGAACAGAGGGCCAAGGGCUACUGUCCUUUAACUCCAAAGGAGGUUGGGCUGUUCCUUUCUGCUCUUGGAUACCCAUCAAGUACACCAAUUUACAUUGCUGCAGGGGAAAUAUAUGGUGGUGAUUCUCGGAUUACUGAUCUACAAUCCCGCUAUCCACUAUUAAUGAGCAAGGAAAAAUUGGCAUCUCUAGACGAGCUUGAACCUUUUAUGAGUCACGCAUCUCAAAUGGCUUCUCUCGACUACAUUGUUUCAGUGGAGAGUGACAUUUUUAUUCCUUCAUACUCUGGGAAUAUGGCACGGGCAGUUGAAGGUCACCGUCGUUUUUUGGGACACCGGAAGACAUUUUCUCCUGACAGGAAAGCACUUGUUCAUCUGUUUGAUAAAGUGGAACGGGGAUCACUAAAAGAAGGCAGAAGCCUAUCUGAGAGAAUAAUUGAAAUCCACAAAAGAAGGCAAGGGUCCCCGCGGAAGAGGAAAGGCCCCAUCUCAGGAACGAAGGGCAAAGAAAGGUUUCGAUCAGAAGAAGCAUUUUAUGUGAAUCCAUUACCAGAUUGUUUAUGUCAAAAGGAACAAACCAGCAGUAAUACUACAUUUACCAACGCAUAGAUUAGAUAUAGAAACUGAAUUACUCCAUGAAGUGCAUAUCAGUCAGUUCCUUAUUUCGUCAAUGGCCUUUGGAGCUGGUUCUGCCAUUUUAGAAGUGCGACUGCGGAAUGUGUAUAUCCUGAGUCUAGUUUGCCGAGGAGGGAAAUCCAAGUGUACAUGAAGAUGGUGGUGCAAAUUUAGAGGAAGCUACUUGAGAGACGAGGCCUCGAAAUACUGUAUUGUAUUUUUUUCGGUGUAAUCUUUACAUGUAUUUAGUUGGAAAGGUUAGCCUGGUCUUGAGAAAGAGGGAGGGGGAAAUUUAUUUGCUAUACCAUAGCUGUUGGAAGUAACGACUGCCUUUUCUUGUAUCUAUUCAAUUGGUAGUUACACAGAGCAAUAAAAAAGAGAAGCAAAGAGCCAUUUCCACGAA
Messenger RNA from Telopea speciosissima, 2106 nucleotides. RefSeq names its product O-fucosyltransferase 7. The transcript has 13 exons. Gene Ontology annotation, cellular component: cytoplasm. Lineage: Eukaryota; Viridiplantae; Streptophyta; Magnoliopsida; Proteales; Proteaceae. The record is from RefSeq and is a predicted model, not a curated record. Bases 99 to 1697 code for a protein of 532 amino acids.